Molecule: messenger RNA, 1573 nt
Organism: Panicum virgatum (switchgrass)
Lineage: Eukaryota; Viridiplantae; Streptophyta; Magnoliopsida; Poales; Poaceae
Product: GDSL esterase/lipase At1g29670-like
Exons: 6
Coding region: 1-1323 (440 amino acids)
Molecular function (GO): hydrolase activity, acting on ester bonds
Source: RefSeq, a predicted model, not a curated record
AUGACCCCAUCAUUCCUGAAGCUGGUCAGAACCGCAGUCCACAAGCUGCUAGCUUGGAAGCUCACUGACAUACAGUACAAUAGUAGCCUAGCUUGCCUUGUCAGUCCAUCCAUGGCGAAGCUCGUCUACCUCUUGACCAUCAUGCCGCUUCUACUGCUUCUCAGCGAACAGUGUGAAGCUGCAGCGACAAGCUGCCGUCAUGUCGGCGCCGGAGGAGCUGCUGCAGCAGCGGGUAGGAGCUCCGGCGGCCCGCAGGUGGAGGGGAUGUUCGUGUUCGGGAGCUCGCUGGUGGACAACGGCAACAACAACUUCCUCAACGGCUCCGGCGUGCGCGCCGACUACCUCCCCUACGGCGUGGACUUCCCGCUGGGCCCCUCGGGCCGCUUCUCCAACGGCCGCAACGUCAUCGACGCGCUCGGCGAGCUCCUCCGCCUCCCGGGGCUCGUCCCGCCCUUCGCCGACCCGCGCACCCGCGGCCGCGCCGCGCUGCACGGCGUCAACUUCGCCUCCGGCGGCUCCGGCAUCCUCGACCACACCGGCCAGCUCACCGGCGAGGUGGUGAGCCUGCGCCAGCAGAUCAGCAACUUCGCGUUGGUGACCUUCCCCGACCUGCGGGCCCAGCUGCGCGGAGCUGCGGCGACCGCCGCCGACCAUAGGAUCAAGCGCCAGGAUUCCUUCCAGCGAUGCUACCUGUCCAAGUGCCUCUUCAUCAUUGGAACAGGUGGCAACGACUACCUGCUCAACUACUUCAACCCCAGGAAGAAUGGCACCGAGGGUGGGACCGGGACCCCCUUGCCAGAGUUCACAAGGUCUCUCAUCACCAAGCUCUCACACCAUCUUCAGAGGCUGUACGCUCUGGGCGCGAGGAAGUUUGUGGUCUUCUCGAUCCAGCCGACCGGGUGCACCCCCGUGGUGCGGUCGUUCCUCAACAUCACCGGCGCCGCCUGCAUCGAGCCGGUGAACAACGCGGUGGCGCUCUUCAACUCGGAGCUCCGGCAGCUGGUCGACGGCGCGAGGUCGCGCAUGCCCGCCGCCAGGCUCGCCUACAUCGACUCGUACAAGAUUAUCAAGGACAUGCUGGACCACCCCGCCAAACACGGCGUGAGGGAGACGGGCAGGGCCUGCUGCGAGAUGUCCCGGAGCUCGUCCGGCGUGCUGUGCAAGAAGCAGGGGCCCGUGUGCAGGGACCGGACCGAGUACGUGUUCUUCGACGGGCUGCACCCGACGGACGCCGUGAACGCCAGGAUCGCGCGCAAGGGCUACGGCUCCAGCUCGCCGGAGCACGCCUACCCCAUCAACGUGAAGAAGCUAGCCAUGCUGUAGCGCUGCAGGAUAAUAAUCCUUCUCUUAGUAAUUAAUUAAAUUGUGAUGAAUGGAUUAAUCUAAGCCGUGCGUGCAUGAUCUAGCAGCUAGGUUAAAUAAGAAUUUUGUAAGUCUUAGCACUAGUUCAAUGGAUAAUCUAGUAGCCGAGCAUUUGUCCGAGGCGCCGGGCCAGUGCGCCAUAUAUGGGCUGAAUCGAAAGCUUUGGUUUUAGGCCCAAGGCCUUUCCAAGGCCCGUGUUUUUUUUGGAUGU